GUGAAGAUAAAUACAGUAGUACCUCACAUUUUCUGUCUUCGCAGUGAGGAUCCUCCGCAUUACAUUACGAUGGCUCCCAGUCAAGCCCAAUUGGAUCACGUCGUUCUCCUGCUGCCAUAUCAGGACAUUCUGCACCCUCCGACAUGGCUGACCGACCACUUCGUCAUCAGCGAGGGAGGCCGACAUUCCGAUGGCAAGACGGAGAACAAAUUGAUCCUUUUUGCGGAUGGCUCAUAUCUCGAAUUGAUCGCGUUUGUCAAUGAUGAUCCCCAGCACCGAGCAAACCACUGGUGGGAUAAGCCGUUUGGAGUCGUCGACUAUGCCCUGACGACGACAUCGGAUGAUGGCUUUGGCACUCUCAAAGAUGUCCGAGAGCGGCUGGCCAAGACGAAUACGGGCAUCUCGUACACCGAGCCACAGGAGGGCGGUCGCUUGAAGCCGGAUGGUACCAAGCUGGAAUGGAGAGUGACCUUCCCCACCGGGACAACACGAGGGAGCGUUCCCUUCUGGUGCCACGAUCGGACUCCUCGCGAACGACGGGUGCCCAUCUCAGGCAGCAGCAGCAGCAGCAGCAACAGUGCCACCCAUCAUCCAUGUCAGGCGACUGGCAUCCAAGCAGUCGUACUUGAUGUUUCUGCAUCUUCUUCCUCCUUUGAACGUCUCACAAACGCCACCGCGGCGAUUUUGGGCUACGAUGAUGAUGAUGAUUUGAGUAGUAGUGGUGGUGGUAGUAGUGGUAGUAGGAGUAGCGAGAGAUACCACCACCACCAGUACGAGGUCAAUGCGGUCUAUCCAAUUGCCGAUGCGAAACCUCCGAGUAUCAGAAUGGUACAGAAGGCCAACAACAACAACAACAACAAGAACAACAAGAACAACAACGACGAUGACGACCAUGGUGAGCGGGCCGAUUCAUUAUCCGUGGUCUUCCACACUCCUAUGAAGCUACCACCCAUUCACCGCAAAAUCGGCGAGAGUGGUACAGUAUCCCUUUUGUUCGAAGGCUAGGUAGCUAGGUAGAGCGACAGUCGUUCUAUGAAUAAGAGAGAGAGAGAGAAAGACAAAAGCCGGGUAGUAUAGGGUCUAACUCUACCUAUUACGUUGCUACUACUACUAUACAUACCUCCUAUACUACGUUGUUGUCGCCAAUCU
Sphaerulina musiva SO2202 is the source of this 1149-nucleotide messenger RNA. RefSeq lists its product as uncharacterized. Bases 70 to 1005 code for a protein of 311 amino acids. The record is from RefSeq and is a predicted model, not a curated record. The transcript has 2 exons. NCBI's taxonomy places the organism in Eukaryota, Fungi, Ascomycota, Dothideomycetes, Mycosphaerellales, Mycosphaerellaceae.